Lathyrus oleraceus (garden pea) is the source of this 1516-nucleotide messenger RNA. NCBI's taxonomy places the organism in Eukaryota, Viridiplantae, Streptophyta, Magnoliopsida, Fabales, Fabaceae. The record is from RefSeq and is a predicted model, not a curated record.
AAAAUGGUAAUCGCAGGUUUAAGUAUCAUACAUACAUACAGAUAGACUUAUCCUUACAUGAUAUCUACCACUUCUUUGUCUUACAAAUUUCAUCCACUCAAUCAUAAUAUCUUCUGUUCAACCAGAAAAAAAAACGACACUACUCUAUAGAUCACUCAAUCACUGCAUAUACAUAUCUUCAUUGAAUUAAUCAACAUUACUCUCUCUUCCUCCAUCUUCUAGAUUCUUCCAUCAUCAACAACAACAACAAACAUGGCUGCUGCAGUAACAGCCGCAGUCUCCUUGCCAUACUCCAACUCCACUUCCCUUCCGAUCAGAACAUCUAUUGUUGCACCAGAGAGACUUGUCUUCAAAAAGGUUUCAUUGAACAAUGUUUCUAUAAGUGGAAGGGUAGGCACCAUCAGAGCUCAGGUUACUACUGAGGCACCUGCUAAGGUAGUAAAGCAUUCAAAGAAACAAGAUGAAAAUAUUGUUGUGAACAAGUUCAAACCUAAGGAACCAUACGUUGGGAGGUGUCUUCUCAACACAAAGAUCACUGGUGAUGAUGCACCUGGUGAAACUUGGCACAUGGUUUUCAGCACUGAGGGAGAGGUUCCUUACAGAGAAGGACAAUCUAUUGGGAUAGUUCCUGACGGUAUUGACAAGAAUGGCAAGCCUCACAAGCUGAGAUUGUAUUCAAUUGCUAGCAGUGCCAUUGGUGAUUUUGGAGACUCCAAAACUGUUUCCCUAUGUGUGAAACGUCUUGUUUACACAAACGAUGCCGGAGAAGUUGUUAAGGGAGUUUGCUCAAAUUUCUUGUGCGAUUUGAAGCCGGGAUCAGAAGUAAAGAUUACUGGACCAGUUGGUAAAGAAAUGCUUAUGCCAAAAGAUCCUAAUGCUACUGUCAUCAUGUUGGGAACUGGAACUGGAAUCGCCCCAUUUCGCUCAUUUUUAUGGAAAAUGUUCUUUGAGAAGCAUGAAGAUUACCAGUUCAAUGGUUUGGCAUGGCUCUUCCUAGGUGUCCCUACAAGCAGCUCACUGCUUUAUAAGGAGGAAUUUGAAAAGAUGAAGGAGAAAGCACCCGAGAACUUCAGGCUUGACUUUGCUGUAAGCAGAGAGCAAGUAAACGAUAAAGGAGAGAAAAUGUACAUCCAAACAAGAAUGGCUCAAUACGCCGAAGAGUUAUGGGAAUUACUGAAGAAAGACAACACUUUUGUUUACAUGUGUGGACUGAAAGGAAUGGAAAAGGGAAUUGAUGACAUAAUGGUGUCACUCGCUGCCAAAGACGGCAUCGAUUGGAUCGAGUACAAGAGAACGUUGAAGAAGGCGGAGCAAUGGAACGUUGAAGUCUAUUAAUUUCUUUUCACUUGCAUUGAUAACAAGUUCCAGUUUGUGCAGCAGCUUAUCUAUAUCACCCUCCUGUAUUCUGUAGAUAGAUUACAUUACAACCUUGUAAUUUUGGUAUGACAAAAAAUUAUACCUUGCUUGUGAACAAUAUUGUUUACGGAAUCGUUGCAAGAAAUAAUUUUGAGGAUCA